AUGGACACUGUUCCUGACAGGAACGUUCGCAACGCUCCUUAUUUUCCACAACCACAUGUCAUACGUCGUCCUCCAGCAGAUGCCACGUGUCAACCAGCUCGAAGCCCAUCACCUCGGUUACCUGCUGCACAGCUUACCCCACCCAGUGCCCAGUUCACGCUCGAUAGUAAAUCGACUAACCCCUCUCAUUCCCCUGACAUUAAAUCAUCUGAGCAAUUGCUGCAGCAAAUCCUCAACACUCUUCAGAAUUCCAACAUCGUGGAAAAGGAAGCAAACGAUGAGAGAUCGCGGUUCUGGACCGUAUACCAAAAGGUUGCGGCACAACACGACAACGAGUUUUUGGAGCACUAUGAUGGUGAUAUGGAUAUUGUCUUGAUUUUCUCUGGCCUAUUUUCCGCAGUGAAUACGGCAUUCAUCACCACCAUGGGGCCCAGCGACGCUACUACUACAGAUGCCUUAUUGACGCAAAUCAUCACGCUCAUGGUAAUGAACAGCCAGGGAGCCCCUAUCACAGAUAACUAUCCGCUUCCCGUCCCACCUGCAUAUUCCAGCGGGCAAAUAUGCCUCCUUGCUGCCUUCGGCGCCGUUUUGGGCAAGCAGUGGCUCCGCUUUUAUAAGCUGAAGCGAUUUGGGGGUGGAUCCCUCGAGGAGCGGGGCAAGAGUAGACAGCGAAAGCUCGACGGCCUCGAGACGUGGCAUUUUGAUGCCGUGCUGCAAACGUUCCCCGUACUUUUGGAAAUCUCAUUAUUGCUGUUCGGCAUUUCUCUGUCCUCCUACGUGUGGACGCAACAACGGACCAUCACUUCUAUCAUCAUUGCGACUACGGUGUUCGGCUUCCUGUUCCACUCGUGCACCCUCUUUGCAUCCCUUUUAUCUCCAUUAUGUCCCUUCCAAACGCCAGCUACGUUAAUCCUUCGCAUGGCUGGUGCAUUCAUGUGGGCAGGAAGCAUAUUUAUCAAAAACAACGACAGAGACUUUCACACACUUGGCACGAGCUUUCGCUCUUUCCUCCGCGGCAUCACAGUGUCUAUCUCUAGGCUAAUACAGCGACUGCUUAAUCCCAAGACUUCCAGUGACACUGGAACGGAAUCUGCCGUACAGUGGGUACUUGCGACAUCCACAGAUCCAGAUAACAUCGCAACUGCAGCCUCACUCAUACCCACCAUUACAUGGUCACCGAACUCAGACAUCCUGUCUUACUGUCAGCGACUUCAAGACACAUUUGUGCGCUGUUUCGAUGCUGAUGGCAAUCUGCGGCCCUCAGCGGAAGAUAGAGCAAUCGCAUGUGGGCGAGCUUUAAACUAUUUGUGUCUGACUGUUCCUCCGAUUGGAGAUGAUUCCAAUACUCGAACUGCUUCCCCGCAGUUGAGAAUUUGGCACCAGUGGCGCAGCAUCAUCCUUCCACAAAGCUUUGACCGGUGCAAGACCCUUGCCUGCCAACUGUCAACAUCAUCUGCCCAGGAUAGGCAGAGAUGUCAGGCAGAUGUACGCACCGCAUUGCGCAUGAUGAUUGCUACUGCUGGGGACGGAUUCAUCCAUCCAGACCACGACUCAAUCAUUUGGCGUGGCUGCUUCACGUGGAGCGGCGACCGCCGUACAGCAGCUGAUUUCGAUUGGCUGGUCGACUACCUCGUGUCUCGCCCUCAGGAUCACACCGCGAUAGGAGAUGCUUUAUUAGCGCUGAGCGCUAUGAAGGGACUUGGGACCCAUGAUCGAGCAUCCGCUUACCUACAAGCACUCAUAUCUUCCAUGAAAUCAUACAACCCUCAUCGUCUUCGUUAUGCGGCUUUACGAGCUGUUUCGGAGUCUCGAAUGAAACUCGCCAACAUUGAUGCCAUAGAGGACAAGAAGAUACGCGAUUUACUCCUUACGGAAUUGUCCCCUGCUCUUCUGACGGCCAUCAGUCCAGACACAACUCGUGCUGCUGGACGUCGCGGAGGAGAUGAACCCGAGGUCAACUUCAACUAUUGGCGAGACGACACUUACCUACGGCUCAUCAUGGUUCUUGCUUCCAACAUCGAAUGGUGCAAAUGUCUAGUCGCUGAUCAACAUAUCGGAUACUGCAUAUCCAUUCUAAAUCAUCUCGAUGAGCACUCGCCCGCGCCCUUCCAUCUCGCUGCAAUAUUCGGGCGAAUUUAUGCUUCGAGUUCGGACACGGCUCCGGCAGCGUUUGAGGCAGUUGCGGACGAAGACUUCCUGUCCCUUGCCAAGUCAGCUUGGCAGACCGCAUUGGACUUGAAGCUCUAUGAUGAAGCCGAAUGCAUCAGUGCUUUCCCGGCUGUUGUCCGUUGCACGGGACAGAAGGAUAUUCCAGCAACUGACCUUAAGGACAUUCACAGGAAUGUCGGUCUAGUGAUGGAUAAGCUGAAGAGGCGAAACAAGUGUCCCGAAAUCACGUCUAUUAUCCGAAAAUAUUAUACUACAUUAACCAAUUUGAUCAAGACAUAG
Molecule: messenger RNA, 2448 nt
Organism: Suillus paluster
Lineage: Eukaryota; Fungi; Basidiomycota; Agaricomycetes; Boletales; Suillaceae
Exons: 6
Coding region: 1-2448 (815 amino acids)
Source: RefSeq, a predicted model, not a curated record